This is a messenger RNA of Anthonomus grandis grandis, 963 nucleotides long. Its product is annotated as testis-expressed protein 9. NCBI's taxonomy places the organism in Eukaryota, Metazoa, Arthropoda, Insecta, Coleoptera, Curculionidae. The record is from RefSeq and is a predicted model, not a curated record. The transcript is spliced from 6 exons. Bases 67 to 942 code for a protein of 291 amino acids.
GUUUUCCUUUAAAAUAAAUAAACAAGACAGAAUUUCAAAGUCGAUAUAGAAAAUUUGUCAAUAAAGAUGGAAGCAGAUUUGCUGCUUAAAGAAGAUGAAUAUUACAAAGAAAAUGAGAAAAUCGAAUUGAAGACUAAGAUUUUAUUGCAAAAAGCUAAUGAUGUAAUGAAAAUUCAAGAGACCCUAAUAAAAGAUAGCUUAAAAACCAAAUCGGACAUAAGUGAAGUGCGUAAAAACAACUAUAUAAAUACCAAAAAACCCACCAGUGAUGAAAGUAUUUUCUGUGGUGAAUUAUUUGGUGAGGACACCAAUCCAAACAACAAUCCUGAUAACACUAGUGGAGUACUAAGAAUAUACAGGGCGAAACUAAAAAACCUGGUAGCUGAAAAAGAACGACUAUACGUGGAAUUAAGACAAAAGUCCGAAGAAAUAAAAAAGCUUCAAAAGGAAAAUCUAAGCUUUAAGGAAGAGAAAGAAAAAUGGUUUUUAUCUUACAAUAAUGGCAAGAUUAAUAUUGGAAAACUUGAAAAUCAGUUAACAAAUGUGAACUCAAAACUGCAAUCUAAAGAAACAGAAAAUGCAUGCUUAAGAAAGGAGGUGGAGCAGUUAAAAAGGGAUUUAAAAAGUAACAAUUUAAAUUUUAAUAAUUGCGAAGUAAGACUAACGAGAGCUACGGAGGAGAAUGAGAAGUUGAAGCAAGCGUUAAAACAUUGUAAAGACGAGGAAAAAGACCUAAAAGAAGGCUAUAGAAAGCAACUAACAGAACUAACUUCUACUGUGAAAAACCUCGAAAAACAAAAAGUGGAACUCUUAAACGGCUUUAAGAAGCAGAUGCAAUUAAUUGACGUCUUAAAAAAGCAAAAAAUGCAUUUAGAGGCCUAUAAAAUCGGUGAAAUGACUGAAGGCGAAUACCUGAAAAUAUUAGAUUGGAAAUUUGAAUAAAAUAACUUUAUACAUUUAGAA